This is a messenger RNA of Aspergillus calidoustus, 228 nucleotides long. The record is from the annotation of a GenBank genome assembly. Lineage: Eukaryota; Fungi; Ascomycota; Eurotiomycetes; Eurotiales; Aspergillaceae.
AUGUCCCGCGAAGCCUACCAAGUCCCCUCCCUCGGCGGCGGCAAUGCCUUCAGCAACGACAACGUGGGUGCAAGCUCCCUGGACGGACCGCUCGUUGCCUAUCUCUGCGGUGAAUGUAACGCUCGUGUGUCGCUGAAGCGAGGAGACCAAAUUCGAUGCAAGGAGUGUGGGCACCGUGUGCUGUACAAGGAGAGGACGAAGCGGAUGGUUCAGUUCGAGGCUCGGUAG